CAAUCAAACUUAUCACGUACAAGGAUGUGCAUUUUAUAUUCCCUGUUUUGGAUCAGUGUGUGUUAUUUGGAAAAGAGAGCUAGAGAUUUAUGAUCAGUGUGUGUGUUAUUUGAAUUUUCCCACAAACCAAGAAAGAGGAAAAACCCAAGAGCUGCAGUUGAGAUCAGGAGGAGGGCAGAUGGAGCAGACUCGUCCUCAUCGUCUGUAUAUAUGCAUCGAGGAGCGCAAGUAUACGGAUUGUGACAGGUGCCGUUACAUAAUCUACGCCAUCCAACUGAGCGAUCUCUUAAAUUGCUCCUGCAAGAUUAAACCUGAUGCAAGCUGUCAAUCUCCCAGAUGCCCCACUUGCAAAGCCAAAGCCAAGGCAGCCAAAAGGGCCCGAAGAAAGGCGGCGGCCGACGGUUCCAAUGGUGCGGCGGCCGACGGUUCCAAUGGUGAGUCGUCCGACUUACGCAAAGUGGCCUCCAUGCACAACGGAACCUUCAUGAUGGGCUGCGGAGUCUUUGGCUCCAAAAUUCUCUUCGCCGGCGGCUUGCCGGCCCCAACCCCAGACAAUCCACGGAGUGGAUUCGGACCAUUCGCAGAAGAUCCGAGUAAACAAGUGUAUGUGUUUGACACUAAGGACUCUAAUCCUAGCAUUAAGCGCGAAAUAAGCCCCCUCGGGGAAUUCAAGCAAGGGAAAACACGCCCCUUUCUGGUUGACAUCAACGGCGACCUCUAUGCUGUCGCCGGCUCUCCUGCACUCCUCAUGGCUUCUCCGGCUUGCGAGGUAUUCGACUCUCGAAACAAGUGUUGGAAUCCUCUUCCGGAUCAUCCCCUCGUCGGAGGCAGAUGGCUUGUUCCUGUCUUUUCUUAUGCAGUUGUUGGCACCAAGAUCAUGGUCUCCUCCCCAGAAACUCCGCUCUUCUUCUUCGACGUUGCUGAACCCGCUCUAGAAUGGAGACGGCUCCCUCCUCCUCGUCUUCCUUCCCAUGGCACGGCUUUGGUCCUCCUUGGUGGUCAGCUAAUGUUCACCUACACUUUCGCACCUAGUGUACAAGCCUUCACUAGCUGCCUGGAACAUAACUAUCAUUAUUAUGAAGAUUAUUACGCCGACCACCACGGCCUUUAUAAGGCUUCUGGUUCUAAUUGGGGCAUAGUAGCCUGUCAACUGUCCAGUACCGAUUCCAAUGACUCCGGAACUUGGAUUAAGCCCAUCCAAAUUCUGGAGCCAAGGUUGCCGAGUGAAUUUUGGGGGCGAUGCCAUUAUAGCUUUGCUCAUCUAGGAGGUUCAAAAGUCUGCUUUGUUCUUUCCAAUCCCAUCAAGCACCCAAAAAUAAUAGGUCUUUGGAAGAUGCGUCUUCUUGUUCAAACUUUUGAGUUUUCCUUCUCCAAACCAAGUACCACCAUCACCAGUCCUGCUGAUGAUGAUUAUAAUUAUAAUGAUGGUGGCUGCAAUUCAAAAAGAUCAUUCGAUUUCUCCUCCUUCAAGGCCGACACCCUCUCCACUCGCAUCUUUGAAUACGAUUGGUGCGGAGAAUCUUUUGGGACUGCUCACGCAGCCGUGCUUGGUUGCUUUGCCCUGUAAGUUUUGUCUGUAAGUGGUUUUUCGUCAAACUGUUGCACUACAGGGAGAUCUUGCACAGAAUCCCACCGACAUUCUCAUGUUACUUCAAGUUUCUAUGAAUCGGCCAUCAUUUCAUUUAAAGUCCUUGGUUGGAUUGAAGUCUAUUGUGUCUAAGUUAAAAGACCACAACUUAAUCACAUCAUCCGCAGCAACUGCAAUCUAAUUGAAACAUCAUCAUCAUUGAACAACAAAUGAAUGAUAUAUGUCUUCAGACUCCACACCUUUAAGUUAAACUGAGUUGGAUUUGCUAUUCUUGCCAUUAUUGUUUUUUAUACGAGUUGGUUCCUAUGGCAUUGUAUGCAUUUUUAUUCUUAUGAACUAAUCAUUUCAAAACUUCCAUUCGUGUUUGAUGUCCAUGAUUAAUAGAGUCAGUGUAUGGAUAUGUAGAGGAUAAGGGCUAACGCCGUUGUGCUAUAUAUCAAGAAAAUCAAAGCUUUGUUCUUAGGCAUUCGAGAAUUGUAACUAGAGUUCGGCAGCUAGUUAAGGGAAAAGGCGGGUCUAGGCCUCGCCCCUUUACAGUAUGUAAUAUUAAGGGCUGGGUUACGUAAUGCUUCCGAUGAUUACUUGUCCUUACUAUUAGAGGUUAAGUUUGAGAGCAAAACAUGGUCCGUUGCCUCAGUUUUAUGCUUGUUGCAGUGGUUUUUUCUUCAAAAUGUUGUACUACGGGGAGAUGUUGUAGAGAAUCCCACUGACUUUCUCAUGCAAUAUACCUGUAAUCAUCUACUUCAGGUUGUAACGAGUUGGCCUUCAUUUAUUUUAUAUAAUAGUAAUCUUUGUUGGUAAUCUUUAUUCUCUUUCAUAGUUAAUUUGCUGCAAUACCAGUGAUAAGAGCUAGAGCAUUAUUCAAUGUAUUUUCUGUGCACACACUUUCACUCGAGGAAGAAGUUCGUUUUGGACGGAUCAAAAAUCAACUGACUGCAUUGUUUGCGAUUUAAGUCAAUCUAGAUCCUGCAUUGAAACGUGUAUUGGGUCAAACUGGAACUCCUUAGAGAUGCAAAACCCCCUGCGUAUUGAUUGAUUUAGUAAUAGGUAGUAGCUUCUUGUUUGCCAAACACAAUUUGAGAUUCAGUUUUUCGAUUCUUGUUUGUUAGCGACACAAGAUAGUAACGAAAUGUUUAUGGAGUUGUGAGGGUUUCCCGUGUUUAAUCUUGCAUCGUUUUGCUUUUCGUUUCGUUGGGCCAAUGUUUGCUCUUUGCCUUUGG
Messenger RNA from Pyrus x bretschneideri (Chinese white pear), 2808 nucleotides. RefSeq lists its product as uncharacterized. Bases 179 to 1567 code for a protein of 462 amino acids. Gene Ontology annotation, molecular function: protein binding. The transcript has 2 exons. The record is from RefSeq and is a predicted model, not a curated record. NCBI's taxonomy places the organism in Eukaryota, Viridiplantae, Streptophyta, Magnoliopsida, Rosales, Rosaceae.